Molecule: messenger RNA, 1917 nt
Organism: Aspergillus tanneri
Lineage: Eukaryota; Fungi; Ascomycota; Eurotiomycetes; Eurotiales; Aspergillaceae
Product: calponin homology domain protein
Exons: 2
Coding region: 1-1917 (638 amino acids)
Molecular function (GO): protein binding
Source: RefSeq, a predicted model, not a curated record
AUGGCAUCUGUUACGUCCCUAGACAAGGACCUGCGCAAUCUGCGCCUGUCCCGCUAUACCCCGCAGGCAGCCGCAGAAGUACGUGACUGGGUAGAAGAAAUGCUUCAUGAUCGGCUACCAGCAGGUGACCUUCUCGAGGCUCUGAAAGAUGGCGUUGCUCUUUGCAGACUUGUCAAUCUUGCAGUGUCUCCGGGAGUCAAGUUCAAACAAUCAUCGAUGCCCUUUGUGCAGAUGGAGAAUAUUUCUCACUUCCUCCGUGCCUGUCAAAUGCCACCCCUAAGCCUCCCACCACAUGACGUCUUUCUCACGGUCGAUCUCUACGAAGCCAAAGAUCCCGCACAGGUUCUCCAAUGCCUAAUGGCUUUCAGCCGGCGGGCCAACGCUCUUCAACCCAGCAAAUUCUCUCGUUCGAUUGGUCCCCAGAACAAAGGGGGCACCUUGAGUCCAAACAUGACUGGCUCCAGUCAAGGGGGCUACACCCCUGCGAGAUCUCGAGGAUUUAGCAACGUGAGUGAUGCUAACUCGAGAAUGUCUGGACAACCUAGUCCCUCUGCGAAGCCUUCUUCCAUCAGUACUUGGAGUAAGAAGUCGGAUGAACAUUCCACAACCCCAGCCUGGAAUAUCCACCAAUACGGCUACAUGGGUGGUGCCAGCCAAGCGAACCAAGGGGUCGCCUUUGGUGCUCGUCGGCAGAUUACAACCGCUGCACCACACGUACCAAGCUUGACGGAGAAGGAACAACACAGGCGUGAAGCAGAAGACCGUGCUCGUAUAGAGCAGGAGAAUGCUGAGCGCAUGCGCCAGCAGGAGCGGGAAUUGGAAGAGGAGCGAGCUCGAGCAGAGGAAACACGUCGCUGGGAGGAAGAGACCGCGCGUCUUAGAGAAAAGGAGCGGCGUGAGGUGGAGGAAGAGCGAAGACGGUGGGAUGAGGAACAGCGAAAAUGGGAGGAAGAGGAACAACAGCGCCUACGGGAAGAAAGAGAAACAGAAGAACGAUUCGAUAAGGAAAGGCAACGUCGACGAGAGGCACACGACUCACGUCUCAACGGGCAAUUCCUCAGUCAAUAUCAAGCCAGCCUAGGGAGAACUGACCCAACCGUCUCUUCCGAGUCCAAGGAGAGCGAGCGCGUUCAAGAACUGGAGCAGGAACUAGAGAAGGCGAAGGAGAGAGAGUCUCAGUACGAGCGCGAGCGACGAGCUCUCCAAGAGAAAGAGUCAGGACCCAACCAAACCCGCAGUCCCCGUCCGGCCCCUGUCCCUCCCAAGCCAAGCUAUAAUCUAUCUUCCCUGGAGCAAGAACGCCGACUCCUUCGUACGGAAUGGCAGAAUUAUCAACAGGAAGGCCCAAUCUCCGAAUCCACCAGUCCACCCUCCAAUCCUCCUCGACCACUUCCCGACCCGUCAACAUCCGCACAGCCCUCAGCCACCAGUCCAUCACCAGCUAUGCCCCCUCGUCGUCCACUCCCCGACCCGAUCACCCAUGCCCUCGAGACCCGGAAACAAGAGAGCCGCGUCGACCGAUUCCUCUCAUCGAACCGUCCGCCCGUGGCACCAAGGCCGACUACCCAUCGACCACAAGACUAUACCACCACUGCGGAGGUCGACGUGGAGAACAGUCGCCGUGAAGCUGCUCAGCAAAAAACCAAAGCCGGUGGUUGGGCCUCAAAGUCCCUUCUGGAGCGUGAAAUGGAGCGCGAGCGUGAGCGCCAGCGCGAAUGGGAGGAGAACCAGAAACAAACCGAAGAAGCUGCCGCAAAGGGACUAGGGGACGCUUCUCUAGGUACUGGUCCAGGUCAAGGAGCCUGGAACGUGCACCAGUAUGGUUUCCUGGGCGGCGAUAGUCAGAAUCGAGGUGGUCCCGGUUUGGGAGUCGGGGGAGCCAAACGACAGAUCAUUGGGCCUCGACCUCCUCUAUAA